AUGGCGAGGAGGUUCGGCUUAUCAAACCCUCAGGUUGUCAUGACCUCCAAGCGGGAAACGGGUACUCCUCAGUGUAUGUUCCAGUCAGGCAAGCGAUGCUACAUUUGGAACGAGAUGGAUGACAUGGUCUGGCAAAUCACCAAGCCUGUAGGAGUGAUGGCCAUACUCCGCACCAUGGUCACAAAGGGGGAGAAAGCUUUGAAAGUGAAGGAAGUUGAGCCAGCUGAGGAUUACAACGAUGAAGAUGACAAUGAUACGCCCGCUGCGUUUGUUGUCAAGAGGCGCCAGGGGAAGGUUCAAAGUUUUUCCUCGGGGCUAGUUCGGCGGGGCAUAGGGCAAGCAAAGCUGCCACAGGGUCCUGGAGCCUUGUGCUCGACCGGGCCCUGUACUAUAUAA
Molecule: messenger RNA, 396 nt
Organism: Aspergillus oryzae RIB40
Lineage: Eukaryota; Fungi; Ascomycota; Eurotiomycetes; Eurotiales; Aspergillaceae
Exons: 2
Coding region: 1-396 (131 amino acids)
Source: RefSeq, a predicted model, not a curated record